CCCGCUGGGGACCCAGGAUAGAGAGAAAGGGAGAGCGAGAAUGUGUGUGUGCGUGUGUGCCACUUUAAAUAUAGCGUCGGUGCUCGCUCCCGGAGAUGGUGCCUGCCCGAACGACGAAGCAUGUGCCCAUACGCGUGACCUAGAGAAGGGGGCGUCGGCGCCAGCAGCGACAUCACUUUGGCCAUGGUACGCACUGCUCAGCUGUGGGAGUGGAGUCUGCAUAGAACCACCACCAGCGCCAGUAGCAGCCGCCAUGCUUUGCCCGAUGGACGAUGGCCUAGUGCACAAGACGUGUUGCACGCUCCGACCACGCGUCUGCACGGCUACGCGACCGCUCAUGUGCCAAACGCUCUUCCCUCCUGGGCCAACUUCAAUGCUUUCGCAGACGGCCCGCAAGACACGCGAACUCACGCAGGCUACGAAAGCGAACAGCAGGAGAAGGAGCUAGAGGACGGCGCUGUUGCCGGCGCGGCCCAGCAGCACGCAACAGAAAAGCAGCCUGCAAACGGCACAGCGCUAGGCACGCAGCGAGCCUGUGCUCGCGGCGCCGAAGAACAGCAUCCCACCACUCAACCGGCCCUUCCCGCUGAGGCAAAUGAACAUGCAGCGUCCGGCGCAGCGUCGUUCGACGCUGCUGCCGUCCAAGCUGGCGGCGCGAAUGCCUCUUUCACUUCUGCUUCCACCUCUAGGCGACGCGUCAAUAGCCGCUUAAACGCUGUAGAGAAACGCGCCUUUGCGCGCUUGCUCAAGCUGAGCGGCUUUGUCGGUGAAGCGCCAUCAGAAGCAGCGAGUACUGACGCAGGCGCGCAGGGCGGCACGCAAGAAUCCAUCGUGCCCUCCAGCUUCCCCGAAGAACAAGAGGAGGACUCUGUCAGGCCGCUGCAACCAGCUGCACAGCACUCUGGUGACGCUCAUCAGAUGGACGCAGGUCGGCCUGGCCCAACCGAUCCGGCGCGCGCGGAGAGGCUCUUCGUGACGCUUGCAGCCAACAUGCUACCCGAGCGCGAUGUUGAGUGGCUCCAGGACGUCGCAAAGGGUUCGUGGCUCGAUUCAUCGGGAAACAUCCACCUAGCGCCUCAAGCGCUCCUCACGCCACCUCCAUCUCGGCAUUCGUAUCUUCCGAUUGAACACGCUGACAGCGCAUCGGCAGCGCAACAACAGCAGCAGCAGCAUGCUCGCCCUCCGACGCGCGCCGCGUGCCUGCAGAUCGCGAAUGAUGCGCAUGGCUCUGGGCGCGCCGCGCCCACUCACGCACUCUUGCCCUUCCCGGAGCACUGGCGCCGCCGCGAGCCGAGCACGGCGCAGCUCGCACGCCGCGCUGACGCGCGCAAGGCCCGCGAGCGCAAGGCGCGCGCACAGCGUUUCCGCGACCACAUCCUUGGCCGGCUGUGGGGCUCGUCGCAGCCACGGCUAGCCCAACCGCAGGAGGAGACUGUGUCGACGCCGGCGCCGAGGAAGAAGAAGCAGAGCAGAGCGCGGUCUGCUGUGGCCGCGAGCGGACGCGUCGCACAGCAGAGGCGGCGUCGUCGACAACAACAGCAGCAGCAACAGCAGCAGCGGCAGCGACAGCUAGCGCAAGGCAACGUAAAGAGCCGACGCAGCAGCAGCAGCUUUUCCGAGUCGCCCCCGCUCGCUAAAUCACAGUCGCCGACGAAGAGCCUUAGCCACUUGCGUGCGAGCGGUGUAAGCGCAAGCGCGGGCCCGGGCCCGGGCUCUCUCUGGGCCAAAUUCGUCGGGACGCUCGCGUGGGGACGCAGGCUUGCGAAUGUGCGCGCGCAGACGCAAAAGCCUGUAAGGAAAGGUGCUGCUGCUACCGCGAGCAGCAAGCGCCGCGACUCUGCACGCAACAAGAGGAACGCGGCAUCCAGUGCCGAGCCAUUGACGACCCGGUCCGACAAGUGCAGGCGCAUCGGCUCCGAUAACGAGUCGGGCUACGAGGCCGAUGCAGUGCACAGUGUCUCUUCAGCUGAUGCCGUGCCCAUGGUGUCCGAGCACACUGAGGCAGAUAGUGCUCUAAUGACAGCGUUUGGAGCGUCAGCACGAGCACAAGCAAGUCGGACAACCAUGACAUCGCGCGAUGGCGUCUCUCCGCGCCGAGCUGUAGGCGGAGAAGCAAGAGUGAAAGGACGGUCGGCCGCCUCCAUGAAUCGAGAUCACGACAGUCUGCGAAGGGCAACGCGGGAGCGCAGAUCUGCUCCUGCUCGGCCAUGGUGGAUGGUGCAGCAUGAGCAUGAGGACGAGAAUGAGGAUCCGGACGGCAAGUACGCCAGUCCCGCUUCUCCACCUACAGUGCUAUCGCUAUCAAAUCAGCGCAGCGCCCCAGGUGCACAUUCGACCGAAGCCCAAUCAGGCUCUGGACGAAGCCAGCCGCAAGCAGGGGAUGUCCUUGACGAUGCGGACCGCCGGCAGCACGGCGGUCCGCGCAUCUGCCUGCGGAGGGAGGCGACGAAGAAGGCUCUGCUGUCAGGCGCAAUGCGCUUGUCGGAUGCUUCACGCUCAGAAGAAGACGAUGCGGUGCUCACGGCUAGAGAUGGCAGGCAGAGUGAAGGAGUACGCCGGGCUGGAGAUGGGCACGGAGACGAAUGCGGAGCACAGAAAUGGCAGGACUCCGGUACAGCAGAGAGUUAUCAUCGUGCUGAGACUCAUACAAAAUCUUCAAAGGCUCACUCGUGCGUACCUGAUGCGGGUCUGCGCAACGAGGAUAACCAUGGUGCGAACGAGCAUGCGCGGGCAUCGCUACAGAGGCCACAGCGACGCGAGGCUUUGGCGCCAGUCUCGACGAAAAGACCAAGGAACCUGCAGCUGUCCAAAGCUUCGACUUCUGCUGCUGCUGCUUCUGACGAAGCCAACGCUGCUGCUUCCACAUCUACCAACACCUCGAAGCGUACCGCUGGACGUGCACAAUAUGAGCCUACAACGACCGGACGAAAGAACGCAUCUCCAGUGCCUCGUAGCUCUACGAAGGCGCAGCCUGACCUGCGCCAUAUUUCUGCGCUGCGCAAGCCGGACGCUCCGCCAGCUACCAAGCGGGCUCGGGUAAGCUUCGCUGGGUUCGAUCCUCCCGCUGCUGCUGCAGUCCGUCGGCCAGCGACUACCAAUGGUUCAGACGCCGACGCCCUCCGUGGUCCUCGGGAUCCCGGACCUCAGUUAAGAACUCAAGAAGCGAGCAGUGCCUCCGAAGAUGAGUUCGAUUCCCUCCUCCUAGAGCCGCUCGCCGAUCUGCAGACCCCGCGCAAAGGAAGUGACCCGCAGCUCGCUGGGCAGAUGUCGAGGAACUCACUGCCCAGUGAAGGAGGUGCAGUCGCAGGCGCGAGUGUAGUCACAGGCUUGGAGCAUACGCUCAUGCAAUUUGCACUGCGACCGGACGCCAUGGCGUUGCUCGUGCUCAUGCGCCAGCUCGCAGACGUCAGCGUCAACGGCAGCCACACGGCCACGGGCGAGCGCAUGUCGCGCCAAGCGCUGCUUUCAAGGCUGCGCGCGAUCGCGGCCGUCUUGGAUGGUUAUCCCGAGGAGGUGCAGCUUCCCUGUCCCGGCAAAGAACGGCUGGCAACACCGGACCCUGCACCAGUUUGCAGAUCUCCCAAUCCCGCGGCUUCUUCCUGCGCUCCGCCGCCUCAGCGAGCAGGUGUGCGUACUGUCCACCCUCUAAGAACGAAGAAAAUUGCAUCGUGUCCUUCAAAAGGUUCUGCUCUUCCCGCACGCAAAAGAAUCCGAGGGGUAACGCUGCAAUUGCAAACGAAAUCCAAGCCACAAGCAGGCUCCAUGGAAGAGAAAGAAGUCACCGCCACUUCUCUUACUCGUGUGCCGGCUGCAAAUCUCAAGGACAACGAGACGCCGACGUCGGCAGAAUCUCCAGCUCGGCCCAAGGGUCCAUUCGCUUCGGGAAGGGGGAAAGCGAACGCGGUCCCCAUGCAGCUCGCCCCUGCUCCUGAACGCUUGCGGCGCGGGGCUGCUCUCAAGGCUGCUGCAAUGACCAGCAAGCUGUUCCACGAUCCUUGGCAACUGAUGGAGGCGCGUAUUGCAGCAGCAGCAGCAGCAACAGCAACAGCAACAGCAGCUUCCACUUCACCGACACGCAGAGAGCCCAAGUCACUUACCCCCGCUGAAUGCUCGCCCUUGUGCAAGGCCUUGCCGUCCGCCGCUACCAACAUCCUACAUUCGAGCACGCCGCUUGAUGCAGCAUCACAGAGCGAACCUGUGGGCGACGCGCGAAACGAAUCGGCGCGGGAGCGAUCUCCGUCUCCGAGCGAAAGGCCGACGGCUCCCCUGCUUGCAUUCACUCCUGACUUACCCAGUGAGGAGCUCAUGGAGCCCAGCUUCUACACAGACUUGCCCAGGACGAGGUCACAGCCUUCCGGCUUGACGCACGAUACUCAUUGAAUGAUAAAUGCUCAUGCAAUUUCGAUGGACUGUGCUGUUGCAAACUAUUUUCGGGGUAUCUAAGAGAGU
Messenger RNA from Tilletiaria anomala UBC 951, 4449 nucleotides. RefSeq lists its product as uncharacterized. Lineage: Eukaryota; Fungi; Basidiomycota; Exobasidiomycetes; Georgefischeriales; Tilletiariaceae. Bases 184 to 4380 code for a protein of 1398 amino acids. The transcript has 3 exons. The record is from RefSeq and is a predicted model, not a curated record.